AGCAGCAAUUAACAAAGUCAUUAGUUUAUCACGGUAACGGUGAAACAGUUCUGAUAUAAAGACAACAUUAAUUACGUACACUAUCAGAGUGCUCUGUGGCGUCAACAUGAAAGCAAUGCGUUUGAUUAUGGUGCUGGGAGUCGCAGCUGUAGCGUACAGCAUGCCGAGCAACUCACAAGGGAAGAACUUAAUCACAGGCGUCUUCAUUCCAUCCGAUGCCUUCCAAGACCUGCAGGACCGAGCCAACGCCAACUCCCCACAACAGUUUGUACAGAAUCAACCCAGCUACCAACCGAUUGCUGCAAACCAACCACAGUACCAGCCUGUGAACACGAACCAACCGAGCUACCAACCAAUCAACUCCAACCAGCCGCAGUACCAGCCAGUCAACACGAACCAACCACAAUACCAGCCUGUCAACACGAACCAACCACAAUACCAAUCGUACCCGGUCCAGAACCAACCAACAGUACUGACUAACCAGCCUGCCCAAGUCCAACAACCAACAAACAGCCAACCAUUGUUGGUCCAGGAACGUUUGGGCAACGACGCGCCGGUAUUGACCAACCAGCCUUUGAGUAACAGCCAACCAAUAAACGUGCAACCUGUAAUAUCCAACCAGCCCAAUGUGGUGUACACCCAAGAACCAUUGUCGGCAAACAGUGACUCAAACCAGCCCCUUGUGGUUAUGGCUAAUCAACCAAAUGUACAAGGUAGCCCGUCCAUAUUGUUGGUUCAACAACCAUCGGCCGCAUCCAGUGCACCAAUCUACGUUCAGCAGCAACCGAACCAAGUGCAACCUGCUCAAGUGAUCUUUGCCAGCAAUCCCUCGAAUGGUAACCAGUUACAAGGAGCGGGCUCUACGGUCUACACUCUGAUACCUCUGAAUGCACAGAACGCUGUAAACAGUAAUCCAGGAGGCUCUUACUUAAUCCCUGUACAGUCAAGUAAUUCCAACCCGAUCAUAUUGAGCACAGGAAACUAGAAAUAUUAUAGUCGCUUUAUUAUCGUAGGUAAUAUUUAUUUGCAAUAAAUAGCUAGUUUAAUUAAUUGUGAACGACUGUAUUUUAACUCGCCUUUACUAUUUCUAAACACCCGAAC
This is a messenger RNA of Spodoptera littoralis (African cotton leafworm), 1101 nucleotides long. The record is from the annotation of a GenBank genome assembly. NCBI's taxonomy places the organism in Eukaryota, Metazoa, Arthropoda, Insecta, Lepidoptera, Noctuidae.